Messenger RNA from Diaporthe citri, 384 nucleotides. RefSeq lists its product as uncharacterized. The record is from RefSeq and is a predicted model, not a curated record. Bases 1 to 384 code for a protein of 127 amino acids. The transcript is spliced from 2 exons. NCBI's taxonomy places the organism in Eukaryota, Fungi, Ascomycota, Sordariomycetes, Diaporthales, Diaporthaceae.
AUGUCGAUCAAAAUUUUCCUUCUGCUCAUCUCUCUCGGCCAGUUUCCCGUCCACACGUACGAGAUCUUUGCCCUGAGACACUACAACGAACAUCGUCUUUCGGGGGACUCGGAGGAUUCCUGGGGUUUUGGGCAGAUCGUGGCCCUGGUUUCGUUGGGGUCGACUCUCGUGCAGUCUAUCGGAACCAUCAUAGAUUAUUUCCAGCAUUCGAGCUUGGAGAACAGGGUCGAAGUCAUUCAGCUGCGUGAGAGAGGGACGCCAAUCGAAGACCAUCAGACCCCUCCAUUGGAGGUUCUGCAACGUGGCCAUACCAUGCCAACCAUGCCGGUGGAUCUUGAGUCGCUGGAGACACCCGGCGCAAGGAGAAGAGCCAACUCAUCUUGA